Molecule: messenger RNA, 1035 nt
Organism: Yamadazyma tenuis ATCC 10573
Lineage: Eukaryota; Fungi; Ascomycota; Pichiomycetes; Serinales; Debaryomycetaceae
Source: RefSeq, a predicted model, not a curated record
AUGGAAUACGUUAUCGUUGGAUCAGGUAUUGUUGGUUUAUACACCGCUUAUCAUUUACUAGACAAAUGCGAUAGGAACGGCAAGAGUAUCGUUGUAGUAGCUGAAUACUUACCUGGGGAUGAAUCUGUAAACUUCACAUCUCCUUAUGCUGGAGGAAAUUUCAGUUGCAUCAGUGGAAGUGACAAAGAAACCUUAGAGUACGAUAAGUUUACAUAUAUCAAUUUGUUGAAGAUAAGAGAGACUUUGGGUGGACCUAGUUGUGGGUUGGACUAUUGCUAUUCAACUGAGUACUGGGAUGAAAUCCCCCCAAAGGAGAAGAUCGAUAACUUGCUAACUUACCUUGAAGAUAUGAAGAUUUUGGGAGCAGAAGAGCUUGUUAGAGGAACCAAGUAUGGAAUUAGAUUCAAAUCAUUUAGCUUCAACUGCCCUGUAUUUAUUCAGAGUAUGAAGCGGUAUUUAGAAGAGAGAGGAGUACAGUUCAAGAGACAAAAAUUGGAUCAUAUCAACCAAGCAUUUUGUACUGAUACCAAAGCUGUUUUCAACUGCACCGGUCUAGGCAGCUUUAAGUUAUGCGGUGUCAAUGACUCAAAGAUGCAUCCAGUUAGAGGACAAGUUUUAGUAGUGAAGGCUCCACAUAUCACAGAAAACACUAUGAGAUGGGGAAAAGAUUAUGCCACCUAUAUUAUCAAACGACCAUAUUCCAACGAUCAGCUUGUUUUAGGUGGGUUUCUCCAGAAAGACUCGUGGGCCAGUGAAACAUACCUGGAGCAAAAUGAUGACAUUUUGAGAAGAACUACUGAGCUUGUUCCAGAGAUUUUAACCAAAAAUCCCACAGGUCAUAAGCUUGAAAAUUUAGAGGUGAUGCGAUCUGCUGCUGGCCUUAGGCCCUUCAGAGAAGGUGGUACCAGAAUAGAAAAGCAAAUAGUUAACGGGAAACCAUUAAUUCACAACUAUGGUGCAGCUGGUUACGGUUAUCAAGCAGGGUUCGGAAUGGCAGCUAGGGCAAUCAGUUUUUUGCAGGAAGCUAAGCUUUAG